CAGUAGGCUAGGAGACGUGUCAUUCCCUCACCUGACUUCAACGGGGAAAACGAGCAUAGAAGUGCUAUAAAAAUACUGUAUCUAACAUCAAGCAAGCAACGAUGGGAUUGUUGUUCUGCCCGAGCCUUGCUCUCACCAUGAUGACGUGCGUCUUUCUCAUUCAAAAGCAGCUGAGUCAAACUUGCGAAUGCGAGCCUGACAGUUGCUAUAAUAAUGGGACUUGCGAAGAAAAAGCUGAUGAUCCGUCUGGCUUCCAGUGCAGUUGUCCCAGUGACUUUUUCGGAGAAAGAUGCGAAUUGAGUGAGUGUCAGUUAAAUAACUGCUGGAAUGGUGCAACGUGUGUAUUGAAUACUACAAAUUCGGUUUCGUCGUGCAUUUGUCCCAAGGGUUAUCACGGAACAUGGUGUAAAAAAGCAAAAUGUGGGGAAAACGCCACAUGCUAUGACACAUUCCGAUUUAAGCCAUUGCCUGAGAACAAUGAGAACUGCGAUAUAGAAUUUAACCAACGUUGUCUUUGA
Molecule: messenger RNA, 518 nt
Organism: Lingula anatina
Lineage: Eukaryota; Metazoa; Brachiopoda; Lingulata; Lingulida; Lingulidae
Product: protein glp-1-like
Biological process (GO): establishment or maintenance of epithelial cell apical/basal polarity; heterophilic cell-cell adhesion
Cellular component (GO): protein-containing complex; plasma membrane
Source: RefSeq, a predicted model, not a curated record